Oppia nitens is the source of this 1482-nucleotide messenger RNA. RefSeq names its product glutaminase kidney isoform, mitochondrial-like (gene GLS). Gene Ontology annotation, biological process: L-glutamine catabolic process. Lineage: Eukaryota; Metazoa; Arthropoda; Arachnida; Sarcoptiformes; Oppiidae. The transcript has 7 exons. The record is from RefSeq and is a predicted model, not a curated record. Gene Ontology annotation, molecular function: glutaminase activity. The coding region runs from base 1 to 1482 and encodes 493 amino acids.
AUGAAUAUUAAGUUACAACCAAUUUACCGAAAUUCUGUUAACAGUAAUGCAAAUUCUGUGUUCAAAAAUGACUUUAAUUUUUUUAAUUGCCGUUACUUUCAAUCCGGUUAUUACUCACUGUGUCCUCAAAAUUUCAUCCGUGACAACAAAAAUUUAGUAAAUGACGAAAAUUUAGGAAAAGUAGUCGAAAAGGACCAAUUGUUUGAUUAUUUGUUUAACUUAUUUCAAGAUCCGCAAACCAAAGAGCUAAAUGUCGGCAAAUUUUUGUCGGCAUUGGCCGAGAAGGGCAUCAAAAAGACUGAUCCGAGACUUGAGAAAAUGGUGGACCGAUUGAAAGCAAUUCUAGCCGAACGGAAAGGAAGUGGUAAUAUUGAGGGCCUGACUCUCGACAAGAAUCUCUGCAAAACUGUCAUUCAGGAGAAUAUCAUACUAUUUAGUCGUGCCUUUAAACACGAUUUCGUGAUUCCCGAUUUUAGCGAUUUCUGCAAAUCAAUUGAAGAAAUUUACUGGAAGUGUAAAGCAAACAUUGGCGGAAAGGUAGCCGACUAUAUACCACAAUUGGCUAAAUUUAAUCCAGAGUACUGGGGUAUCAGCAUCUGUACCAUUGAUGGUCAAAGGUUUUCAAUCGGUGACACAAACAUUCCGUUCACAAUUCAGUCGUCCGGAAAACCAAUCAAUUAUGCCAUAGCUCUCAAUGAACUAACAAGUCAUGUGGUGCACCAGUACGUGGGUCAGGAGCCUAGCGGUCGUAUGUUUAAUGAGCUGGUAUUGGAUCACAAUCGCAAACCGCACAAUCCUAUGGUGAAUGCCGGAGCUAUUGUCAUCUGUUCCCUAUUGAUGCAUCUCAUCAAACCAGAGAUGAGACCGUCGGAAAAGUUUGAUUGGAUCAGUGCUUACUAUAAGGCAUUGUGUGGCGGAGAGUAUCUCGGCUUCAAUAAUGCAACCUUUUUGUCUGAACGAGAGGCCGCCGACCGUAACUUUGCCAUCGCUUACUAUAUGAAAGAAAAUAAAUGUUUUCCUGAAAAGGCUGUCCUUAAAGAUAUUAUGGACUUUUACUUUCAGAUGUGUUCAUUGGAGGUCAACUGUCAAUCAUUGAGUGUAAUGGGCGCCACACUGGCUAACGGAGGCAUUUGUCCCAUAAGUAAUGAGAGGAUUAUCACCAAUUCACCCGUAAGGGACACACUAUCGCUAAUGCAUUCGUGCGGAAUGUAUGACUAUUCGGGUCAGUUUGCUUUCGCUGUAGGACUACCCACAAAAUCAGGUGUGUCCGGUUCAAUGAUGGUAGUGGUGCCCAACGUUAUGGGCAUAUGUUGUUGGUCUCCAUCAUUGGAUGCGUACGGAAAUUCCGUAAGAGGUGUCCAGUUUUGCGACGAAUUGGUUUCGAUAUUCAAUUUUCAUCACUACGACAAUCUGUUUCACAGUGAAUCCCAUAAAAAAGAUCCGAGAAAGAGAGGAUUUUACACCAAAAUUAUAGAUCAUUAG